Messenger RNA from Protopolystoma xenopodis, 405 nucleotides. Lineage: Eukaryota; Metazoa; Platyhelminthes; Monogenea; Polystomatidea; Polystomatidae. The record is from the annotation of a GenBank genome assembly.
AUGGAUAGAAUGCCUUCAACUCGAAAUAAUACAUGCGCAUACAUACAUACACACGCACACGCAGACAGACGUGCACAAGAUCUAACACCAACACCAGUUCCAAUAUGGGAAUUUCGAGGCUAUGUCAAAUCCAGCGCUUCUCCACUUCACACAAGCGAUCCGUUUUAUCGUCAAGGUCAAGUUCGAAGGGUCGGCGUGGCCGCCAUCUGUAGGCUAGCCUCCAGCAUUCUGAAGAAAUUCGACCAGAAAAAUCUAGAAGAUAAGUUCACUGGAGUCAUGCUGGCGGCAAUGAAGGGACUCAACGAUGUGAUUCUGCUGCUAAUCCGGUUCGGUGGCAAAGUCAACCUGAAAGACGAGGUGAGUGAGUCAGACAUUUUUAAACUAUUACAUUUGAUUUCAGGUUGA